Prorocentrum cordatum is the source of this 638-nucleotide messenger RNA. The record is from the annotation of a GenBank genome assembly. NCBI's taxonomy places the organism in Eukaryota, Dinophyceae, Prorocentrales, Prorocentraceae.
CCUCCCCUCACUUCGACUUCGCCCCCCCAGCGGCUGCCGUUCCCUCGCCGCGCGCCCCCCCCCGCCCCGGGAGCGGUGGUGCCUCCGCGUGCGCGCGGGGGGCAGGCUCCAGCUGCACCUACGCGCACUCGCGGGCGGAGCUGGAGCACGGCCUCAGAAUGGAGGCCGAGAACGCCAGGGCGGCGGCGAGCGCCGCCAGCUCGGUGCCGGGCGCUCCCACGGCGGAGGGCGCGGGCGACGGCAGCGACGUGGAGGUGAUCGACAAGGGCAGGGGCAAGGGGACUCGCGCGCCGCGGGUUCCGAAGACCGGCCCCGCCGUGGCGCCCGCCGGCUUCGUGCAGCGCGCGAGGGCAGCGGCCGCCGCUGUGGCGAGGGCGGCGAUGGGCGUGGGCCCUGCGCCGGGGCCUCCCGCCGCCGCCUCCUCGUUUCCCCCGGCGCCGCCCGCGUUUCCCCCGGCGGCUCCAGCAUCGUUCCCCCCCGCGGCUCCAGGAUUUCCUCCGGCCGCUCCCGGAGCACCUCCGGCCGCUCCUGGAUUUCCUCCGGCCGCGCCCGGCUUUCCGCCCGCGGCUCCCGGAUUUCCGCCAGCGGCUCCCGGGUUUCCCCCUGCCGCUCCCGGAUUUCCUCCCGCUGGCCCUGGA